AUCCUUACACGCACAAAUUCAACACAUUUCUCUUUCUCCCUUCCUUGCAAUUCUUUCCUGUGUGAGAGAGAGUGCUUCUUCUUCGUCGUGGUCAUCGAUCUAGAGAGAGAGAUAGGAUUAUAGGGAUGACGAGCAAGUACACGGGCGUGGUUGAUGAAGGCAACUACUCGUACGAGGAGGAGAUGGUGAACAACGCCCGGGGGAUGAAGCUCUUCACCUGCAGAUGGCUGCCCCCAAAGUCGCAGCCAGUCAAGGCCCUCGUAUUCAUUUGCCAUGGUUACGCGGUGGAGUGCAGCGUGACGAUGCGUGGGACGGGCGUGCGGCUGGCGCAGGCCGGGUACGCGGUGUACGGGGUGGACUACGAGGGCCACGGCAAGUCGGAAGGCCUCCAGGGCUACGUCCCUUCCUUCGACCUCCUCGUCAACGACUGCGACGCCUUCUUCGCCGCCGCCGUCGCCUCCACCCCCAACACCGACCUCCCGCGCUUCCUCCUGGGCGAGUCCAUGGGCGGCGCCGUCGCGCUGCUCCUCCACCGUGCAAGGCCGUCUUACUGGUCCGGGGCAGUCCUCGUCGCCCCAAUGUGCAAGAUCGCUGACGAGAUGAAGCCGCAUCCGGUGGUGGUGAGCGUGCUUCGGGCGAUGACGAGCAUCAUCCCGACAUGGAGGAUCGUGCCCACCGCCGACGUCAUCGACGCCGCCUACAGGGUGCAGGAGAAGCGUGACGAGAUCAGGGCCAACCCUUACUGCUACAACGCUAAACCACGCCUCAAGACCGCCUACGAGCUGCUCCGGAUCAGCCUCCACGUGGAGAACAACAUCCUCAAGAAGGUCUCGCUGCCCUUCCUCAUCGUGCACGGCGGGGACGACAAGGUCACCGACCCCUCCGUCAGCGAUCUCCUCUACCGCUCCGCCGUCAGCCAAGACAAGAAGCUCAACCUCUACCCUGCCAUGUGGCACGCCCUCACCUCCGGCGAGACCGUCGACAACAUCAACGUCGUCUUCAAAGACAUCAUCGCCUGGCUCGACCAAAGAUCCGGCGCCUCGCCUGCACCAACAACGUCGUCGUCGGAGAUGGAGCAGAAGAGCAAGCACGAUCAUGACCAGCAUCAGCAGGAUCUUAAUGUUGUCGCCAAACAAUGAUCGAUCAAGUGCGCUUGGAUUUUAUUUUACAAUUAGCUAGCAAAAGCAAAGGUCAUUCAUUUUGUACUACCCUUUCGGUUCCUUUAUAGCGCCGAUACUGCUGGAUCUGUAACUCAUCAUGCUAGUACUACUGUAUACUCCAUUGAGAGUUGAAAAUCCAAGCUGCAGGUAUCCAAAUCAA
Brachypodium distachyon (stiff brome) is the source of this 1320-nucleotide messenger RNA. RefSeq names its product caffeoylshikimate esterase. Gene Ontology annotation, cellular component: membrane. Gene Ontology annotation, molecular function: lipase activity. The record is from RefSeq and is a predicted model, not a curated record. Bases 126 to 1139 code for a protein of 337 amino acids. Lineage: Eukaryota; Viridiplantae; Streptophyta; Magnoliopsida; Poales; Poaceae. The transcript is spliced from 3 exons.